AUGGCGACAAUGCUCGGUUUCACCGGCCUCUCCUCCCGGCCACUUCAAUUCUCCGAUGACUGCUCCAAUAGCUCAAAUCGGCGCAUGGUUUCCGUCCGAGCCUCGGCGGAAGUAGUUGACACACGGAGGCCGGCGAGUACUCUCUACGAAGUUCUACGACUGAAGCCCGGAGUAUCUCAUUCGGAGAUCAAAUCGGCUUACCGAAGUCUGGCGAAGGUUUACCAUCCCGACGCGGCGGCGCAACGAUUACCGGAGUGUGACGACAGAGACUUCAUCGAAAUCCGCAAAGCUUACGAGACGCUCUCUGAUCCCUCAGCGAGAGCAGUUUACGACAUGUCGUUGAUGGCGGCAGUAUGUGAGAGGAAGAGACAGUUUUCGGCUUCGGUGACACCACAGAAACGGUAUUCGAGAUAUGUAAGAUGGGAAACGGACCAAUGCUGGUAG
This is a messenger RNA of Lathyrus sativus (Indian pea), 444 nucleotides long. The record is from the annotation of a GenBank genome assembly. Lineage: Eukaryota; Viridiplantae; Streptophyta; Magnoliopsida; Fabales; Fabaceae.